Anisakis simplex (herring worm) is the source of this 177-nucleotide messenger RNA. The record is from the annotation of a GenBank genome assembly. NCBI's taxonomy places the organism in Eukaryota, Metazoa, Nematoda, Chromadorea, Rhabditida, Anisakidae.
AUGAAUACGAGAAUACACAAUACGACGCCGAUCACAGAAGACGAUCCGUGGUGGAGGGCGUUCUCAGCAGCGCUGGCUGAAGAGAAUUGUCCAGUGAAAACUGAAAUAUUUUUGGGUUCAACAGAUUCCAGAUAUCUGAGACAGGUGAAUUUUUUAAAUUUUGAAGUAAUUUUUUAA